AUGCAUGUACUUCUGCUUGAAAAUUCAGAAGAACAUAAUAAUUUUGAUUAUUUUAUUCUGACUCAAAUGUGGCCACCGACCUUCUGCUACAGUUGGAGACUUUUGUCUUCCAAAAAUACGUGCAGGCUACCGAGAAAAAAAAUUUGGACCAUUCACGGAUUCUGGCCGGCAAUUACUCAAACAAGCGGACCGAAUUACUGCUCGGAAAAAUGGAAGCUCAAUCUCGACUUGCUUGAAGAAAUUCAACAGGAAUUGGACACCAAGUGGAUUGAUGUCAAGAACAACACCGACCCUCAUAGUUUUUUGAAAUAUGAGUGGGCCAAACACGGAACUUGUGCGGUUUCUCAUCCGAAAUUAAACAACGAGUUAAAGUACUUUAAAAAUACUUUGGAAAUGUUCAACAGCUUCGACGCCACUAAAAUACUGACCAAAGCGGGAUUUCACGCCGGGGGAAAAUAUUUUGUCCAAGAUCUUAUUAAGAGUAUUGAAAGUUUCACCGGAAAAAAUUGCAGGAUCGACUGUAUUUUUGAUGUAAGUCUUUAAUUAUUUAAUUUUGAAAUUGUUUUUACAGAUUUUUAAAUUGCAGAGGCAACGAAAGGAAUAUUAUUUGUAUCAGGUUAAAAUUUGCUUCGACAAAUCAUUCAAACCCAUUGAUUGCAACAAAAGUAAUAAAAGUUACAGCAACUGUUGGUUAAAAAAAAAAGUAUUUUAUUUAGAGAGUGUACCGAAUAAUCGAAGAGAUCUGUAAUUUAAAAUUAAUUAUACAAAAAUAUAAUAAAAAGUUUAGAGCAUGAAAACAAUUUAAAAGUUGGUAUUAAAUUUAAAGCGAGCGAUGAAUUAUAAAAAUAAGGACGGAGACGUUAGAAUGUUUGGACUCGGAAAAAUGCCCAGCUGGAAAAUACUCGAAUGAAAAUAUAUAAAAUUUAUAAGAUUUAAUAUUGUCAAAUGCCCAGAUAUAUUUCAAUUUAAACUUUACUAUUGUUUUA
Molecule: messenger RNA, 986 nt
Organism: Cotesia glomerata
Lineage: Eukaryota; Metazoa; Arthropoda; Insecta; Hymenoptera; Braconidae
Product: ribonuclease Oy-like
Exons: 2
Coding region: 1-543 (180 amino acids)
Biological process (GO): RNA catabolic process
Cellular component (GO): extracellular region
Molecular function (GO): RNA binding; ribonuclease T2 activity
Source: RefSeq, a predicted model, not a curated record